This is a messenger RNA of Funneliformis geosporum, 1713 nucleotides long. NCBI's taxonomy places the organism in Eukaryota, Fungi, Glomeromycota, Glomeromycetes, Glomerales, Glomeraceae. The record is from the annotation of a GenBank genome assembly.
AUGGGCACAGAAUUUGACAUGAAAAAAUUCGGGCAUACGCCUAGUGCGCCUUGUGAUGCUGGUUCUCUAACUUCUGGCUGGUCAUCUAGCACAACAAAUGCCAGUUCCAUCCCCUCGUCACUCAUAUCCGAAAUGGACAACCUGAACAUAGACCGUAUCGAACGUUAUGCCGCGGAGGCGGGUGAUGCACGUUUUAUGAGUGAUAAAACAUUAGAGAGUCAUACUAAAUCUUUACGAGAAAAGGCUAUAUCAUCAAUGCUUAAAAGGAUCGAAUCCGCAAUGAAUGUUGACCUUUGUUACGUCUUGGAUUGUACCGGUUCUAUGUAUAGGCAUAUUGCCGCUGCCAAGGAUUGCAUCAUGCAGGUAGUAAGCUACAUGGAACGUACGAAUCCUAGUAUUAAAAUUCGUGUUGGAUUUUGCGGCUAUCGUGAUCACUGCGAUGGUGAUGACAACUUUCAGAUUUUUGACUUCACGAACUCAUACGAACAAUUCAGAAACAAUAUAUCCAAUGAGGUAUCAGCUAAAGGUGGAGGCGAUGGUCCAGAAGACGUUCUAGGAGGAAUUAACGCAGCCAUUACUCAAAUGAGCUGGCUUCAUACCACUCGCGUCAUUUUUCACAUCGGCGAUUAUCCUCCACACGGUCGUCGUUACACUAAAAUGAACGAUGAUUACCCGGAAGGUGAUCCGAACGGCUUAACUGCGGAAAGCGUUCUGGAAAAAAUGCAAUCGUCAAACAUUCUCUACUUUUUCGGGAAAAUCACAAACCACACUGAUGAGAUGCUUCGCAUAUUCCGUGAUAUAAUUGGGGAAAUUCAAGUGUUUGAUUUUGAUUCCGUGGAAUUAAUCUUCAAAUAUUUUCAGGCCACUUGUUUGACAAUCACAUCUUCCGUUUCAUUAACCGCUACUUUGGGAAAUGACGUAUACUCACUAAGACGUAAAGAGCUAGAAAUAAAUCCGGAUGAACCUGAUUGGGAUACGAUUGAUGAGCAAACGGGAACAGUUUUGCGUUACCAUCUCCCUAAAACACUUGACGACAUCAUGAACAAGGAAUAUUUUAAAAAAUCAAAUGCUAAUGUUCAAAGUCUCUCUUUUAAGCUCGCCCCACAGCCAUUCUCCGUUGGCGCGGAACGAUAUGCAUAUUUUGCUCUAGAUGUCAAACGUGAACCGGCUGAGAAAGUGGUGAUAAAAGAAUACCUUGAGAUUGGACGUAAGGCGAACUCAGUUGAACGGUACCUUGAGGCGGUGGAGGUCUCUACCAUCGCUCAUUUCCUUUCCAAACAAUUUAAUAUCGAAGCGAAACGGGUCGGUAUCAAUAAAAAGGUCAAAUUCCUUCAAGCGAAACUCUUGCGUGGAGCUUCUGGAUCUAAAAACCAGUUUUAUACCAUAGAACCUAACCUUCGCAAUGCAAAGUAUAAGCGAUUCAACGUUAAUAGUGGGAUCAUUACUGAAUUUCAUUCUACGCUUGAAGCGUUCGCCCAUUUCACCUAUGAUUACACCGGAGGAUAUUUAUUGGUUUAUGAUCUACAAGGAGCAGAAUUCUCGGAUCAGUUUUUAUUGACAGAUCCGGCUUUACAAUGUACUGAUUCCUUAAGGUUCGGGAGAACUAAUCUCGGGAGGAGAGGAAUAGAGGAAUGUUUCCUUGCAAAUCAUAAGUGUAGCAGUGUUUGCAAGAAGUUGGGUUUAGAUGUCACAAAAUCACCAAUCACGACCUAA